AGGAAAGGUCCCAAUCGCCGAGAAAACUCCCAACGACGGUGACGGGUUAAAGGAGGAAGACGACGACGACGAGGAGGACGAUGAGGAUGAGAUUCGAUUCAAAUGUUGAUGAUUGGGCCCCCCCUCCCCCCUUUGUGUAUGUUAUUAUCUGUCUUCUUUCUGCUCCUCACGUUUUGUUGGGCUUUCCUUUUUUACCUUUUUUACCCCUCUCUCUCUCUAGCCGACACAUCCUUUGGCGGGUUAAAGUUGACCCUUUUGACCUUUCGUUGUCCCAGAAACAUAAGAAAAAUGGAUGCUUUUGUUGAAGACGACGACAACGGUCUUGGGGAAGAAGAAGGGUUUAGUUUCUAUGACGAUGAUGUUGUUGAAGACGGUUUUGCUUCUGAUUUCUACAAGGCAGGUUCUGAUUGGUCGUGUUUGUUGGAAGGAGACGAAGAGACAGACAAGGUUACUCCCGAGAGUAAGAAGAUGAAACAAUCCAACUUGUUUGAGGUUUGGGGUUUACAGAAGUUUACUCCUCCUGAGAGUAAUAAGAAGAAGACAACGAAACAAACCGACUUGUUUCAGGUUUGGGGUUUGCAAAAGCCUUCUCCUUCCACUUCAUCUUCGUCCAAAAAGACGAGUACUGCUUCACGAAAGAGGGUUAGAGACUCUCCAUGGGCCAAUGACACGCCUCGGCAAUGCCCUUUUUACAAGAAACUUCCAGGAACACCGUUUACUGUUGAUGCCUUUCGCUAUGGUUGUGUUCAAGGCUGUUCUGCUUACUUCCUCACUCACUUUCACGCUGAUCAUUACAUUGGUCUCACUAAAGCUUGGUCUCACGGUCCCAUUUACUGCUCCUCCCUCACUAGUCGUCUUCUCAGACUUAGUCUCUCUGUUAACCCCUCGUUUAUCCAUCCGUUGGAGCUAGAUGUGGAGUACACUAUUAACGGGGUCAUAGUCACUUUAAUUGAAGCUAAUCAUUGCCCUGGUGCUGCCCUUAUUCACCUUCGUCUCUUGGAUGGAACAUGUUAUCUGCAUACUGGAGAUUUCAGAGCUUCUAAACAGAUGCAAACUCAUCCUCUCCUCUUUAACCGACGAGUUCAUGUGCUGUAUUUGGAUACAACCUAUUGCAAUCCCAGAUACAAAUUCCCCUCUAAAGAAGAUGUGUUAAGUUAUGUUGUGAGAAUCACAAAGGAGUUCCUGAGGAAGCAACCGAGGACUCUGAUUGUGGUUGGUUCUUAUAGCAUUGGAAAAGAAUGUGUUUAUCUAGCUAUUGCCAAAGCACUUGGGGUUAAGGUAUUUGCAAAUGCUUCAAGAAGACGGAUACUGGAAUCUUUUGGAUGGGAUGAUAUUUCAAAGAGUCUUUGCACAGAUGGGAAAGCCACAUGUCUUCAUGUUCUGCCUAUGUCAGCAUUGAAAUUUGAAAGACUAGAUGAACACUUGAAGGUUUAUAGAGAACAGUAUGGAGCAGUUUUGGCAUUUAGGCCCACAGGUGGAUUUUUUUCAUUUGCCUUGCAGUUUUUGAUUAAACCAUUGGUUACGAAAAGUGAAGUUUGGUUUUCAGGUUGGACAUACUCCGAGAAGGUAGGUGAACACCUUGAUAUGAUAAGGCCAACUUCUAGGGGGAAAGUUACUAUUUAUGGGGUUCCAUAUAGUGAGCAUUCAAGCUUCACAGAACUUCGUGAGUUUGUUCAAUUUUUAAGGCCAGAUAAGAUUAUUCCUACAGUGAAUAUCUCUAAUGCUGAGAGCCGCGAGAAAAUGCAGUCAUGUUUCAGAGAAUGGCUCAGACGCUGAGAUUCAACUUUAGGUUGAUGGAUGAUUGCUUCCUAUUGUUAUGUAUUUCUCACUGAAGCUUGUAGAGAUGCUUGAUGCUUCCGUAACAUCAUUAUUGCAACUGUAGAGUUGAAGUGCUGUCUUGAUUAUUCUCUUGUAAUCUUGUAUAUCUUCAACUGUGUAAUUCUUUUAGUUAUGAUGAUUGGUAAAGAAAAGGUUUUAGCGGAACAAAUCUUUCUAUAUGUUACAGUUACUUCUUUA
This is a messenger RNA of Brassica rapa (field mustard), 2016 nucleotides long. RefSeq names its product DNA cross-link repair protein SNM1. Gene Ontology annotation, molecular function: damaged DNA binding; 5'-3' DNA exonuclease activity. Lineage: Eukaryota; Viridiplantae; Streptophyta; Magnoliopsida; Brassicales; Brassicaceae. The record is from RefSeq and is a predicted model, not a curated record. Gene Ontology annotation, biological process: double-strand break repair via nonhomologous end joining; interstrand cross-link repair.